Pteropus alecto (black flying fox) is the source of this 1710-nucleotide messenger RNA. It is a transcript of the gene EPS8L3, whose product is annotated as EPS8 like 3. The coding region runs from base 1 to 1710 and encodes 569 amino acids. The transcript is spliced from 17 exons. Gene Ontology annotation, molecular function: actin binding. Gene Ontology annotation, biological process: Rho protein signal transduction; positive regulation of ruffle assembly; regulation of Rho protein signal transduction. Gene Ontology annotation, cellular component: plasma membrane; ruffle membrane; vesicle. Lineage: Eukaryota; Metazoa; Chordata; Mammalia; Chiroptera; Pteropodidae. The record is from RefSeq and is a predicted model, not a curated record.
AUGUCCCGGCCCAGCAGCAGAGCCAUUUACAUGCACCGGAAGGAGUACUCCCACAGCCUCACCUCGGAGCCCACCCACCUGCAGCACAGGGUGGAGCACCUGAUGACCUGUAAGCUGGGCACUCAGAGAGUCCGGGAGCCCAAGGACGCCAUGCAGAAGCUACAGGAGAUGGACGCUCAGGGCCGGGUGUGGAGCCAGGACUUGAUCCUGCAGGUCAGGGAUGGCUGGCUCCAGCUACUGGACAUCGAGACCAAGGAGGAACUGGACUCUUACCAGCUGGACAGCAUCCAAGCCAUGGACGUGGCACUCAACACUUGCUCCUACAACUCCAUCCUGUCCGUCACUGUGCAGGAUCCGAGCCUGCCGGGCAGCAGCACUCUGCUCUUCCAGUGCCAGGAAGUGGGGGCAGAGCAACUGAGGACCAGCCUGCAGAAGGCCCUGGAGGAGAAGCCGGAGCACAGACCCCGAUUUGGAGCCCUUCACCAAGACCAGGACAGAUGGAGGGGGGCUCCUCUGGAAAGACCAUUCCCCAAGGAGCAGGCACCCCCCCUUGGAAGGGAGCCCCCUCUAGAACAGCGCCCCAGGAUGGCCCCAGAGCACAAUAUACCACCAUCCCUAAGGUCCAGUGCCCGAGAACCAAGCACCUUCCCUCUGCCUCCUCCAUUUCGGCCCCCAUCCCCCGAGGACCCAGCCAGAGAUGAGGAGGUGCUAAACCAUGUCCUAAGAGACAUCGAGGUGUUCGCAGGACAGCUGAAGGAGGCCGAGGCAAACGGCAAUCAUAAGAAGAAACUAAGGAAGAAAAAAAAGUAUCAGGGAGGGGUGACACAGGCGCAGUACAUUGAUUGCUUCCAGAAGAUCAAGUACAGCUUCAACCUCCUGGGGAAGCUAGCCAUCCAUCUGGAGGAGACGACUGCCCCUCAGUUUGUACAUCUCAUCUUCCAAACUCUGAACUUGAUCCUGAGCCAGUGCGCUAAGCUUGACCUAGCUUCCCAAGUGAUCUCACCUCUCCUCACCCCCAAAGCCAUCGACCUGUUGCAGUCCUGCCUAAGCCCCGCUGAGAGUAACCUCUGGAAGGGGCUGGGCGUGGCCUGGACCACCAGCCGGGCUGACUGGACAGGCGAUGAGCCUCUGCCCUACCAACCCACGUUCUAUGAUGGCUGGCAGCUUCCAGAACCCUCCAACCAGGCUCCCUCAGGAUACCAGGACUCUCCUCCUCUCCAGGGUCCCAACCUUGUGCCCGUCCACCCUAGACCUGUCAAGCCAGUCCUGAAAAUGCAAGUCCUAUAUGAGUUUGAAGCUAGGAACUCACGGGAACUGACGGUGACCCAGGAAGAGGUGCUCGAGGUCCUAGACAACAGCAAGCGAUGGUGGCUGGUGAAGAACGAGACAGGACAGCGCGGCUACAUUCCCAGCAACAUCCUGGCGCCCCUUCAGGCGGGGGGCCAGGAGCACUCUCGGGCUCCAGUGCUUCGACUUAGCUCAAGGCCUGAGGAGGUCACAGCCUGGCUGCAGGCAGAGAACUUCUCCACUAUCACCGUGAAGACCCUUGGGUCCCUGAUGGGGAACCAGUUGCUUCACAUAAGACCCGGGGAGCUACAGAUGCUGUGUCCACAGGAGGCCCCACAGGUCCUGGCACGGCUGCAGGCCGUCAGAAGGAUGCUGGGGGUGAGGACACUUGCGUUCCUAACCCCCAGUGGAAAUGUGGGCUAG